UCCUAAAGCCGCAGCAGGCUGCUCACCUGCUCCCGCCUCCUGGAGCCCCUGCCCAGCCCCAUCACCCCUGCCCCCUCCACUGCCGGCCCCCGCCCAAGCCGACGUUGGGCAAGAAGCCGAGCGGGCCGAGAGGUGGAGAGAGGAUGCGGCGGUCGGCAGCUGCCUGGAGCUGUGCACGGUGAUUGCCUCCCCCGAGGAGGAGUUGCCUAGACCAUAGCCACAUUUCUUGUUUUCCUCCCCACCCACCCACCCCGUAAUUACAUUGGCUGUUGGAGGGGACCUGGAGAGACGGAGGAGGCGCCUUGCUUCCCCCCUCGCGCCCGCCACCCCUGCUCUUUCCCAUCCCGGGGCAGGAUGACUGGAGUCUUUGACAGUCUGGUGGCUGAUAUGCACUCGACCCAGAUCACGGCCUCCAGCACAUACCACCAACACCAGCAGCCCCCGAGCGGUGGCGGCGCUGGCCCCGGCAGCAACAACGGCAGCAGUCUCCACAAGCCCCAGGAGUCGCCGACCCUCCCAGUGUCCACAGCUACCGACAGCAGCUACUACACCAACCAGCAGCACCCUGCGGGCGGAGGCGGCAGUGGGGGCUCUCCCUACGCGCACAUGGGUUCCUACCAGUAUCACGCCAGCGGCCUCAACAACGUCCCUUACUCCGCCAAGAGUGGCUACGACCUGGGAUACACCAACGCCUACACCUCUUAUGCGCCCUAUGGGACCAGUUCGUCCCCGGUCAACAACGAACCUGAGAAAGAGGAUCUCGAGCCUGAAAUUCGGAUAGUGAACGGGAAGCCAAAGAAAGUCCGGAAACCCCGCACUAUCUACUCCAGUUUCCAGCUGGCAGCUCUUCAGCGCCGUUUCCAAAAGACUCAAUACCUGGCGCUGCCCGAGCGAGCCGAGCUGGCCGCAUCUCUGGGCCUCACCCAGACUCAGGUCAAAAUCUGGUUCCAGAACCGCCGAUCUAAGUUCAAGAAGAUGUGGAAAAGCGGCGAGAUCCCCGCGGAGCAGCACCCUGGGGCCAGCGCUUCGCCACCUUGUGCUUCGCCGCCGGUCUCGGCGCCAGCCUCCUGGGACUUUGGCGCGCCGCAGCGGAUGGGGGGCGGUGGCGGCCCGGGCAGCGGCGGCAGCGGCGCGGGCAGCUCGGGCUCCAGCCCGAACAGUGCGGCCUCGGCUUUCCUGGGCAACUACCAAUGGUACCACCAGGCCUCGGGCUCUGCCUCACAUCUGCAGGCCGCGGCGCCGCUGCUGCACCCGACGCAGACCCCGCAGCCACAUCAUCAUCAUCACCACCACCACCACCACCACCACGGCGGCGGGGGCGCCCCAGUGAGUGCCGGGACGAUUUUCUAA
Molossus molossus (Pallas's mastiff bat) is the source of this 1350-nucleotide messenger RNA. It is a transcript of the gene DLX2, whose product is annotated as distal-less homeobox 2. Gene Ontology annotation, biological process: embryo development; negative regulation of transcription by RNA polymerase II; cell differentiation. The transcript is spliced from 3 exons. The coding region runs from base 355 to 1350 and encodes 331 amino acids. The record is from RefSeq and is a predicted model, not a curated record. Gene Ontology annotation, molecular function: RNA polymerase II cis-regulatory region sequence-specific DNA binding; DNA-binding transcription factor activity, RNA polymerase II-specific. Lineage: Eukaryota; Metazoa; Chordata; Mammalia; Chiroptera; Molossidae.